GGAAGAUAAGAGGCUGGAAGGACAGCGUGUGUGAUGUAACUAUGUACGGACGUACAGUACCGGGAGUGCCAACCAGGGGCAGGGACAGGGGCUCAAGUGAAGCCCCCCCCCCCAGAAAAGCACCGCCCGCCAAGAAUGAUGAACGGCGUUCCCAGAUCGGGGGGAAUUGCUCAGUGCUCAAGUGGUUUGGGGCUUGCCACUUUUCUGCGAGUGACAUGACCGGAAUCCGGGCCGUCUCGCAAUGCCGUUUUGUCCGUCUGCUGCUUCUGGGCAUCGCGAGAUGGGCAAGCGUUGAACCGAUCGGCGACUGGGAUCCGAAGGAGGAGCCAGUGUCCUGUGCACAAACGCUUCUUGGGAAAACCGGUCGUCAGAACGGCGUCGUGCCCAAUAGCCUCAAUUGCAAUGGCCAGCCGCGCUGCGUUUCCUUCUUGUUGUUCUGGAAGUUCGGUCACCGUCUCUUUCGACCCAUUCAGCGAGAACAGGCGACGCAGGGCGGGUUGCUUGGAUGCAACACUGGCUUUUUUUCGCCUGGGAUCCCGCGGGCGCCCAGACUUGGCCGCGCGGGAACAAGACGACGCCCGCUCUCGACCAGUCAGCGAUCAGCAGUGAGAGCCCCUCGACGACGGAGCCAGCGCCGCCUCAACUCGAGCGGUGGCCAGAGCGGAGCCUGCAAAGCCCAAGUUAGAUUCAGAGAUUACCUCGCAGGUUACUUGUUGGGCUGAGGUUCACCACUUCCAG
Molecule: messenger RNA, 738 nt
Organism: Thermothelomyces thermophilus ATCC 42464
Lineage: Eukaryota; Fungi; Ascomycota; Sordariomycetes; Sordariales; Chaetomiaceae
Exons: 1
Coding region: 216-722 (168 amino acids)
Source: RefSeq, a predicted model, not a curated record